This is a messenger RNA of Trichoderma reesei QM6a, 972 nucleotides long. RefSeq lists its product as uncharacterized. Bases 1 to 972 code for a protein of 323 amino acids. The record is from RefSeq and is a predicted model, not a curated record. The transcript is spliced from 4 exons. Lineage: Eukaryota; Fungi; Ascomycota; Sordariomycetes; Hypocreales; Hypocreaceae.
AUGAGUCGAAACGAAGAAGGCGAGCGCAUACAACAGAUCGCCAAUAGCCUGCCUCCGAUACCCGUCCAUGGCUUCACAAAGACGAUUCAAGCAAUCACAUAUGUCAUCUGUAUCCUCGCGACGUUGACCGUCGGCCUGCGGGUCUACGUGCGCAUGCGGCUAUCGGGAGCAGAGCGAGCGUGGGGAUGGGACGACAUCUUCGCAGUAGCCGGCUGGGUCCCGCUACUACCCUCUGUCGUAUUCCUGCUACUGGCAACCUACUAUGGCCUGGGUGCCCGUGACGAUCAUGUGCCCGAGGGCAUGCUCAUCUACUACCAGGUCAGGGUGAAGGGCUACAUGUUCAUCUUCGAAAUGGUGUACUUUGCCUCGUCGGUUCUGACGAAGCUCGCCAUGGCCAUCAUGAUCCUGAGGCUGACCUCAACCAGGCAUUAUGCCUACAUCAUCUGGGGGAACAUGGCUCUGCUGGGCGUAAACGCAACAGUGUGCUUGAUCAUCAUGUUCGUCAGCUGCUCGCCCCUUCCGGCGCUUUGGAAUGAGAAACUUGGCCAUUGCCGUAUCGAGUACGGUUGGAUCAUCAUCAGUUAUGCCGGCUCUGUCGUUCUCGCCAUCGUGGACUGGACCUGCGCAAUCACCCCGUUCUUCAUGUUGCGAAGUCUGCAGAUGCCAAAGAGAAGGAAGAUUUCGGUGCAGAUCAUUCUUGGCUUGGGUAUCUUUGGUAGUGCCGCUGGUCUGGUUCGCUUGGGGUACUAUCAUGCCUACGACACUGUCAAGUACCCGAACCAAUCACUUUACAACUGGGGUUCCACGAUUCUGUGGUCAGUCCUGGAGGCUGGUUUGGGCAUCAUCAGCUGCUCGCUGCCUCCCCUCCGUCGCCUCUUCAGGAAGUUCUACCAAGGUUCAUCAGGCCAAUCCGGCAUGAGGUCUGGACCGGCAACAGUCGACGUGAGAUUCACCUACCGGCCAACUUUGUGA